AUGAAUGCAUCAUGCCAUGUUACUGCCGAUCCCCAGCUUGUCUUAUCGUUUUUUGUCGUUGGAUUCUUUCUUGCAAUUAUCGGAUGUAUUCUUAAUACGUGUUCCUGUGUGCUUUUCACUCGUACAAAAUCGUUUUUCCACACUCCUUAUGGUGUAUUCAUCGUUGCUUUAUCGAUUGCUGAUAUAAUCAAAUUGAUUGCUGAGUAUUUCGUUCAUUUGCUGUUUCUCUAUGUUCAACAUCCAUACUUUGUCUGUUCAAUAACGUGGUUCCUGACGAUGACAAGUGAAAAUACAUCAUACGCAUUUCUUUGUGCGCUAGGUAUUGAACGUAGUAUAAAAGUAUGGGCAAUCAAUCAUCGUUGCUUAAUAACACGACAACGUGCAUGUUGGAUAACUCUAUUCAUUGUCUUUAUCAUCGGGAUCUAUAAUCAUCCGUUUCUUUUCUAUCCAACAGAUGUGAAUUACUGUUAUUUUACAUUGUUUAAUUACUCGGCGAUUUUUACAUGUAAUAACGCCAAGUACCAUGCAUAUGGCUAUUCAUAUUCGUUGACAAAAUUUCUCUUCGUGGAAAAUCUUGGAUUGAAUAACAUUAUUCUACCGUUGAUGAUUAUUCUAACAAAUUUUACUUUAAUUCUUGGAUUGAGACGUCGUAGCUAUUUACGACGGGAUCAUCUCGGUGUCUACAGUGUCGAUGAUUGGCGUGAACGAAGUGUUCUAGUUUAUAUGAUCUUGUCCAGCUUGGUUUUUCUGAUAUUAACGGCGCCGAUCGGAUUUUUGGGUGUGUGGAGUAUUAUUCGCGAUCAAGAAAUACCGACGAAUAAUCUAUCGAUAAUUUUCGAUCUGAUGGAAAUUAUUCAUCAUUGUUCACAUUUCCCAAUUCUGCUAAUGACAAGCUCAUUAUUACGAAAGAAAAUUUUUCAAACUCGAUGGCGACGUCAGAAGUCCAUUUCGAGGAAAAGCUUCCACGAACAAAAAACAUCAUAUCCUCUAGCUCGAUUGACACUCAUAAAUGAUUCUCCAACAAAAUAG
Molecule: messenger RNA, 1029 nt
Organism: Adineta ricciae
Lineage: Eukaryota; Metazoa; Rotifera; Eurotatoria; Adinetida; Adinetidae
Source: the annotation of a GenBank genome assembly